Messenger RNA from Strongylus vulgaris, 384 nucleotides. Lineage: Eukaryota; Metazoa; Nematoda; Chromadorea; Rhabditida; Strongylidae. The record is from the annotation of a GenBank genome assembly.
AUGGAAUGUGCACUGGUGGGCAACAACCACAGGUACAAAAAUGUGACGGAACUUCAUGUCAAUCCUCUGUUUGUCAAGGAAAGAUCUGCACCAUCACGAUACGAACAUAAACCACAACCUGUACCACAGCCACAGCCACAGCCACAGCCAUUGCCACAGCCACAACCGCAGCCUCAGCCUUACUGCCCAUCGUGUGAACCUUCUAUCAUAGUUCCACAGCCGAUUCCUCAGAUUCCUCCCCCAAAUGUCAUAGUAUCGCAAGUGCCGCCUCCCAUUGUGAUGCAGUGCUGCAUCUGUUGUAUGCCACUUUGUGCUACACAAUGUAUCAUGUUUGGUGGCUGCAUGUGCACGAUGGGAGGAUCAGUUGCCUUCUUCGGGAAGUGA